AUGGAAAAGCGCGAGGAAGAGCUGCAGAGGGCCGAGUUUCUGGCGCGGCGGCGGGCGCAAACUCUCGGAGAAAGGCCUUAUGACGCUUCUCCUCUCCAGCUUCAUCCUGAUGGGCGGGUAACGCCUCUGUCGUCGUCGUCGUCUAGAUCUAUUUCUCAACAUAAUGAUACUUCUUCUAGUACUGGCAGCCACGGUAGUCAACCAUUCGGUCGCACGUAUAAUCUCAACCGUCCCACCCAUUCGCAAGUGUCUCAGGGAGUAUCCGGUCGUAUCGGUGGAGAUGGUGUCGGUGAUGAUCGGCUUCCUUACCAAUACCCCCCAACUUUGCGCACCCGAACCCGUCGGAGCGCCACCAUCCCACUCGAAGCACCUAACUCAAUCUGGCGCCCUCGCCCUCGUCAGACCCUAAGCAGUGUCGAUGAGGAUUUCAACUCGAGCUGCAGCAAUUACUUCUCUGAAGACGACGACGACGAGGAUGACAACCGCACAAUCGUCGACUACCACCAAAAAUAUGUCAAGUACGACCAAGACGAUGACAACUACACCUACAUCGACCAUGGCUACGACCAAGACCAAGACCAAUCAUACUCCCCUCCCUUUCCCCUCUCAGGCACCUCCUCACAGACCAAGACAGCGAAGAAGAAGACGGAUUAG
Messenger RNA from Sordaria macrospora k-hell, 654 nucleotides. RefSeq lists its product as uncharacterized. The record is from RefSeq and is a predicted model, not a curated record. NCBI's taxonomy places the organism in Eukaryota, Fungi, Ascomycota, Sordariomycetes, Sordariales, Sordariaceae.